AUGUCAAAGCCCCAGUUCGACCGCGCAGACGCCAGCGCGCUCCUCGACGACAGAGGCUAUCGCGGAGCGCUCAUCAGAGGGCAGAACCCCGCGCUACUCUUCGAAAAGGGUGUGCGUGAGCGCAUCACCGAGUCAUACUACUGGAAGGAGCAAUGUUUCGGUCUGAACGCUGCGACGUUAUGCGAUCGCGCCGCAGACCUCAAGUUCAUCGGCGGCACAACAGGCAUUACCGGCAAGCCUACGCCAUUCUUGUGUCUGGCCUUCAAGAUGCUGCAACUAGUGCCGGACAAGGAGAUUAUACUAGAAUACCUGAACUUUCGCGAUGAUGAGGAGGACGAGGGCCAAGACGCCGAGGUCAAGAAGGAGGAGAACGGCCACACAUCAGAAGACGAAGACGCAACCAAGAAGGCGCUGGACCUGAAUGCAGCAGGCAAACUCGGCGACUUCAAGUACCUGCGCUGCCUCGCCGCCUUCUACAUCCGUCUCGCUUGGGAGCCCGUCGAAAUCUACCAGACCCUCGAACCCCUUCUCACCGAUUACCGCAAGAUAAAGCGACGUCUCAAAGACGCCUUUACACUCACACAUGUUGAUCAGUUUAUCGACGAUCUCCUUACAAAAGACCGGAUAUGCGCGACGAGUCUGUGGAAGUUGCCGUCACGGGCGAACCUGGAGGAUUUGGACAUGCUGGAGCCAAGGGAGAGUCCGUUGGGCGAUGAGAUCGAUGAGCUGGAUGAAGACUUAGACAGAAGAACAAACAGAAGUAUCACGAGCACCGACAUGGUCAGAACACCGCCAACAUCUACAAAGCCACAGAAAUGA
Alternaria postmessia is the source of this 819-nucleotide messenger RNA. RefSeq lists its product as uncharacterized. Lineage: Eukaryota; Fungi; Ascomycota; Dothideomycetes; Pleosporales; Pleosporaceae. Bases 1 to 819 code for a protein of 272 amino acids. The record is from RefSeq and is a predicted model, not a curated record. The transcript has 2 exons. Gene Ontology annotation, cellular component: precatalytic spliceosome.